Molecule: messenger RNA, 956 nt
Organism: Nylanderia fulva
Lineage: Eukaryota; Metazoa; Arthropoda; Insecta; Hymenoptera; Formicidae
Molecular function (GO): zinc ion binding
Source: RefSeq, a predicted model, not a curated record
AAAGUGCUACAUGUUCCGAGCAAUUAUUGUUGUUUGUGUGAACCGUCCUUAUAUAUAUAAAUACAUCAAAAUAUUUCCUUAUAAUAUUAAAGAUAACAGUAAAUUGACAGAGUAACAGCUGUUACGACAUUUAGAUUUUAAAUUUGCGAAAUUUUCAAAGUAUAUACUGAUCGAUUCCUAAAAUGAUUCCAUUAAAACGAACGGACAGUAAUUCCUCUGCACCUAUAUGUCGAGUUUGCUAUGAAGGUGAGAACGAAGGAAGACUCAUAAGUCCGUGUCAAUGUGCGGGUUCUAUACAAUUUAUACAUAUUCAUUGUUUAGAGUAUUCGGCAAAUAUUACGAACAAUCUUUACUGCGAUAUUUGUAAAACUCGUUAUCCAUUAGUAUCGAAGAACGAGUCACUAUUGGAGUGGUGCCGAAACACAGAUGCAUUGCUCAGUACGUUUCAAAAAGUUUGUGAUUCUUUUCUUCACAUAAUAUUCAUGAUGAUAUUAUACUAUCUAUCUAUUUUUCUAUUUUAUAAUAUAUUUCGUAUUAAUAAUUACGUGGUCGUUAAUAUAUCUCGUUCACUCGAAGAAGCCAAAAUAUUUACUAUUUGGAUGAUUGCAGUUAUAUUUUGCGUACUAAUAAUUAUCUUUUGCAUGAAUGUGAUAUAUGGCUAUAUACCAUUUUUGACGGAGGCAUUAGUAUUUUUCACAUGUCUUGUAAGCCUUUAUCUAUCUUCAAAAUCAAUAAAACUUAUCACUUAUGGUAUAGAAGGAAUCGAGAAAUAAAAGUCACAGAAGAAAAAAUCGUGGGCUAUUAGAAAAUGUUUCUAUACUUAUAUCUAUAUUCUAUACUUCUAUCCUUAUAUUAUAAUUGACUAUAAUAUGAUUACUAAUAUGACAUUAUGAAUAAAUUGUUCAUAUAUGAUAUUUUUUUCAUAUAUUAAAAACGUAUUUAUGUUUAUAUUUUUC